Molecule: messenger RNA, 426 nt
Organism: Drosophila persimilis
Lineage: Eukaryota; Metazoa; Arthropoda; Insecta; Diptera; Drosophilidae
Gene: ND-B8
Product: NADH dehydrogenase [ubiquinone] 1 alpha subcomplex subunit 2
Exons: 3
Coding region: 45-332 (95 amino acids)
Source: RefSeq, a predicted model, not a curated record
CAAUCGAUUUGGAUCAUUUAAAUCAAAACAAAACAUUUGGAAAUAUGCGUCUGACGUUGACCCGCCUUGCCGCGCUUACGCCAAAACUGAAGGAGCUGCGCAUCGUAUUGGAUCCAACCGGCGAUGCCUCCAAAGGAGCAAGGGAAUUUGUGCAGAAAUUCUAUCCCAAUCUGAAGAGAGACAACCCCAACCUGCCAAUCAUGGUGCGCGAAUGCGCCGGAGCCCAGCCACGGCUGUGGGCACGCUAUGGUAAAGGCAAGGAAAUAUCCGUGUCGCUGACUAACCGGGAGGCUCCAGACAUUCAAAAACAGUUGGAAGCGGUGGGCAAGUAAACGGAGACGCUUAACUAAAGGGAAACGAAACCAUUUCUAGGCGAUAUUAAAAUUCAAAAUAAAAACACCCAUCUCAUCCACUGUCGGCACAAAU